AUGAUUUUAUAAAAUUCUGGAUAGGGAAUAAUUAUUUUUAUAUAUAUAAAAUAUCCCAGGUUUAGUUAAUUGGGAGGCUGCGAGGUUUAAAUUUAGAAGGAUCUAGUGAUUGAUUCAUUGUAUAUUUAGAAAAGAAUAUUUAUAAGAAAUGGACACUAACUCAAUUUUGAAUUAAUAUCAGUAGUUGGUUAAGGUGGAUUCGGUAAAGUCUAUAAAGCAAGACUAAUAAAAACACGUAAUUUAGUUGUAGCACUAAAAGUUAUGUCAAAAGUUAGAGUAAUACAGAAAAAGAGUGUGAGUUCAGUUAUGAAUGAGUUAUAGAUUUUAUCAACCCUCAGACAUGAAUUUAUCAUUAAUAUAAUCAGCGCCUUUUAAGAUCGUUGUUCCUUGUAUUUAGCUAUGGAUUUCUUGGCUGGAGGAGAUUUAAGGUUUCACUUAUGCAAAUUUCGAAAAUUCUCUGAGACAAUUACAAAGCAUAUUGCUAUUUGCAUAAUUAUUGGAUUAGACUACAUACAUUCCAAUGGAAUAAUACAUAGAGAUAUCAAACCUGAAAACUUAGUAUUUGAUAGCUAAGGUUAUUUAAGAAUUACAGAUUUUGGUAUUGCCAGAAUAUGGAAACCAUAAAAUAGUCAUGAAACAAGUGGCACUCCUGGGUACAUGGCUCCAGAAGUAAUGUGUAGAUAAAACCAUGGAGUUGCUGUAGAUUACUUUGCAUUGGGCAUAAUAAUUCAUGAGUGUAUUCUGGGAAAACGACCUUAUACUGGAAAGAGUAGACAAGAAAUUCGAGAUUAAAUUAUAGCCAAAUAAGCUGCAAUUACUGAAGUUCCUUAAGGUUGGAGUGCUGAGGCAAUUAAUUUUGCUAAUGCUUUAAUGCAGAGGAAGCCACAAUCCAGAUUGGGAUGCAAUGGACCAGAAGAAGUGAAGAAUCAUCCAUGGUUCAAAGAUAUCAAGUGGAUGGAAUAUGAAAAGAAACAUAUAAGUUCUCCUUUUAUUCCUGAUGAAAAACUGGAGAAUUAUCUAAAAUCCAAUCAACUUGAGUCUCUUGAAGAUUAAUCAAUUCUCCAUUCUGAACAAGUGUAAUGUAAUUAUGUCAAAAAUCAUAGAAUAAUUUUUUGGGUAUGA
This is a messenger RNA of Paramecium tetraurelia, 1122 nucleotides long. RefSeq lists its product as uncharacterized. Gene Ontology annotation, biological process: intracellular signal transduction; peptidyl-serine phosphorylation. The transcript has 4 exons. NCBI's taxonomy places the organism in Eukaryota, Ciliophora, Oligohymenophorea, Peniculida, Parameciidae. The record is from RefSeq and is a predicted model, not a curated record. Gene Ontology annotation, molecular function: protein serine/threonine kinase activity; ATP binding.